AUCAAUUAUUUCGGAAGCAUCCUUCUAGAUGGCGUUUAAAAACUGUCAAAAAAUAGGUAUAUAUUGGUUAUCCUUGCUGAACAAAAUUUAUUGUUGUUAUCGUGAACUUGUUGUCCGAUAAGAAUUCCAGGCGAAGUUUAACGCAUUUAAUUUCAUGCAAGGCAAAUACCUAUCAGAAGAAAAAUAUAUGGACGAUAUAACUUCUAUCUUCGGUAAACUAAAAUUUUUUAAAUAAAAAUCAAGAGGAAAAUCGUAACUUCGAAUUAGCUGCCUUCUAUGAUGACACUGCAAAUAUCUUGACGACGAAGAUAUCCUUUUUAUUCGUUAUAUUUCUUACAUAUCCUGACUUGAUUACGGUAACCUCAAAUAUGAGUUACAACAAAAAGGUAUCGUACUUUUAUAAUCCUGACGUUGGGAACUUUCAUUAUGGCCCUGGUCAUCCAAUGAAGCCUCAUAGACUUUCUGUGAUCCACAGUCUCGUACUUAAUUAUGGCUUGCAUAAAAAGAUGCAGAUAUACCGUCCCUAUAGAGCCAGCACUCAUGACAUGUGUCGUUUCCAUUCUGACGAGUAUGUAGAGUUUCUACAAAGAGUGACACCACAGAAUUUGCAAGGAUACACGAAGUACCUUAGCCACUUCAAUGUAGGAGAUGACUGUCCUGUCUUCGAAGGACUGUUUGACUUCUGCUCCAUGUACACGGGAGCAUCCUUAGAAGGGGCUACGAAGCUGAACAACAACUGCUGUGACAUAGCCAUCAACUGGAGUGGAGGAUUACACCAUGCAAAGAAGUUUGAAGCAUCCGGUUUCUGUUAUAUCAAUGACAUUGUGAUAGCAAUCUUGGAGUUGUUGAAAUAUCAUGCAAGAGUUCUUUACAUAGAUAUAGACGUUCAUCAUGGUGAUGGAGUCCAGGAGGCAUUCUACCUCACAGACAGGGUAAUGACUGUAUCAUUCCACAAGUAUGGAAACUAUUUCUUUCCUGGAACUGGAGACAUGUAUGAAAUCGGUGCAGAAAGUGGAAGAUAUUACUCUGUGAAUGUACCACUGAAGGAGGGAAUCGAUGACACCUCUUAUGUACAGGUGUUCAAGCCUGUGAUAUCUCAUGUAAUGGAGUUCUUUCAGCCUACAGCAAUUGUGCUCCAAUGUGGUGCAGACUCCCUCGCAAACGAUCGUCUUGGCUGCUUCAGUUUAAGUACGAAAGGACAUGGGGAGUGUGUGAAAUUUGUCAGAGACUUGAACGUUCCUCUGCUCACUGUAGGUGGGGGUGGGUAUACCCUGCGCAAUGUUGCACGUUGUUGGACGUAUGAGACCUCUUUAUUAGUCGAUGAACAAAUAAGCAACGAGUUGCCUUACACAGAGUAUUUAGAAUACUUUGCACCUGAUUUCACCCUGCAUCCCGAUGUUGUCACUAGACAGGAUAACGCCAACAGUAAACAAUACCUGGAAGCAAUCACGAGACAUGUGUAUGAUAAUCUAAAAAUGAUACAACAUUCUCCCAGCGUUCAAAUGCAGGAUGUCCCCUGUGAUGCUCUACCACCUGAAGAGGAGAGGCAGCCAGAGCCUGAUCCGGACUCUAGACAGAAUACACAGGACACUGACAAGAUGGUUGAACCAGCCAAUGAGUAUUAUUCAGGAGAGAAAGAUCAGGAUAAAAUGGACGUGAGCGAAUCGUGAUAAAGAAAUGAAUUAACUACCUAAUGUAAUUGACGUAAAUGACGUUGCCCUAGAACACUAAGGUAGAGAAGUAAAGCAUGAGAUAUAAUAUUAAGUUCAUAAUUGUAAAUACUGUGUAAAUAUACCUUGAGAAACAUUAAAACUAUUUCUUACUUCUA
This is a messenger RNA of Megalopta genalis, 1828 nucleotides long. It is a transcript of the gene HDAC3, whose product is annotated as histone deacetylase 3. NCBI's taxonomy places the organism in Eukaryota, Metazoa, Arthropoda, Insecta, Hymenoptera, Halictidae. The record is from RefSeq and is a predicted model, not a curated record. Gene Ontology annotation, biological process: epigenetic regulation of gene expression. Gene Ontology annotation, molecular function: histone deacetylase activity.